Messenger RNA from Apodemus sylvaticus (European woodmouse), 1601 nucleotides. RefSeq names its product myeloid associated differentiation marker like 2 (gene Myadml2). The record is from RefSeq and is a predicted model, not a curated record. Lineage: Eukaryota; Metazoa; Chordata; Mammalia; Rodentia; Muridae. The transcript has a single exon. Gene Ontology annotation, cellular component: membrane. Bases 1 to 924 code for a protein of 307 amino acids.
AUGGGCAGCACCAUGGAGCCCCCAGGGGGUGCGUACCUGCACUUAGGCGCUGUGACCUCGCCGGUGGGGACAGCCCGAAUGCUGCAGCUGGCCUUUGGCUGUACCACUUUCAGUCUGGUUGCUCACCGAGGUGGUUUUGGGGGUGUCCAGGGCACUUUCUGCAUGGCUGCUUGGGGCUUCUGUUUCGCCCUCUCAGUACUGGUGGUAGCCUGUGAGUUUACAAGGCUCCACAGCUGCCUGCGCCUUUCCUGGGGCAACUUCACAGCAGCCUUCGCCAUGUUGGCGACCCUGCUGUGCGCCACAGCCGCUGUCAUCUACCCUCUGUACUUCACUCGGCUGGAGUGCCCACCUGAGCCUGCCGGAUGCAUGGUCCGAAACUUCCGCCUGGCAGCCAGCGUCUUCGCAGGACUCCUCUUUCUGGCCUACGCUGCCGAAGUGGCCCUGACUCGGGCACGGCCGGGUCAGGUAGCCAGCUACAUGGCUACAGUGUCUGGCCUCCUCAAGAUCGUCCAGGCCUUUGUGGCCUGCAUCAUAUUUGGAGCACUGGUCCAUGAGAGCCGCUACGGGCGCUACGUGGCCACACAGUGGUGUGUGGCGGUCUACAGCCUGUGCUUCAUGGCCACGGUGGGCGUGGUGGUCCUAAGCGUGAUGGGACACACGGGGGGCCUGGGAUGCCCGUUUGACCGCCUAGUGGUAGUGUAUACCUUCCUGGCUGUGCUCCUAUACCUCAGUGCUGCAGUCAUCUGGCCAGUCUUCUGUUUCGACCCCAAGUACGGGGAGCCAGGGCGGCCCUCAGACUGCCUCCGAGGCAGCUGCCCCUGGGACAGCCAGUUGGUGGUAGCUAUUUUCACCUAUGUCAACCUGCUCCUUUACAUCGCUGAUCUCGCCUACUCCCAGAGGAUCCGCUUCGUGCCCACCCUGUAGCCUGGCCAGUGAGGGCCCACCCAUCUCCUCUGGCUGAGUGCCCUACAGCUGACCAAGGUGAACUAAGACUUAGGGAAGCAAGCGGGAGGUGGGGCAGGGAGGCUCAGACCAUUCUGCUCUUGGGGGUGUCUAGCACACUAAGGGAGGCAAAGAGGAAGGACCGAGGGGCAGGAGGCCCUGAACGAGGAAGAGGGUGGCUAAUGACUCUCAGUCCUCCUGUCUCCCUGUUGCUCAGUCUCCCGGCCAUCGUUGAAGUCAACGCUAGUCACUGUACCAAAUGAGGACUUUUUGUAGCAGAUGCCAUUGUAAUCCAUUUUGCAGAUGGGAACAUUAAAGCUAAAUGAACUUCUGAGGUGGGCCAGUCUUGAGAUAGCAUUUAGCUGGGGUCAUAUAAGUUAGAAAUCGGGCCACUUCCUGAGGUUGAAAUGUGUGGGGAGCGAGGCCGGUGGAAGGGAUGCCGGAGCUGGAAGCUCCUCCUUGCCUGAACCCACAGAAGAGUCUCUUUGGGGAGGGUUGUGAUCGCUUGUUGAGGAAGCUGGCAGCUAGCAUGGGUCUCACCUGUGUCUAGGCAUAUCCCAGUGGCCACAGCCAUUUGAAACAGAGAAAGGACUGUGUUGUGGUUCCCAGGUAGCCAGAUGUCAAAGGUCAGCACCAGAAUCACGGUGGAAAGAAGAUGA